This is a messenger RNA of Colletotrichum higginsianum IMI 349063, 1035 nucleotides long. Its product is annotated as Fic/DOC family protein. The transcript has a single exon. Bases 1 to 1035 code for a protein of 344 amino acids. The record is from RefSeq and is a predicted model, not a curated record. Lineage: Eukaryota; Fungi; Ascomycota; Sordariomycetes; Glomerellales; Glomerellaceae.
AUGUUUGCUGGUCUGCGUAGCGUCAUCUCUAACGGCUGGCCGGUCAGGGCUCAAGAGACGAAGGAGGUUGUGUCCAUCCGACCCGACGAUAUCUAUACUCAACACUCGUCGGACCAAAACCCACAAAAGCUUUUCGAGAAAGCGUCGUCUUGGCUCACUAUUAUUCAGGAGAAGAGAAUGGACCAGGUUCAGACGGAACUGGUUCUAAAAGAGACACAGGAUACCUUGAUCAGAGCCAUAUUUGGCUCAAACAUGAUCGAACGGGCAGGACUUGGAUGGGAUAUCACCUUAAAUCUCUGCCGAAUUGUCUUUGCUGGAGAACACGUCGGGGACAUUCCCGAACGGACAUCCAAGUACGAGAACCAGCUGCUUGAUCUCCAAUAUCAGGAAGGAGACAACGAGAGUAUAGCUUCUCAGAAUUUCCACCGAGGCCGUCUGGAAAUCGUUCAGCACGCCAGAGCUUAUCAACACAUCCUUCAUCAGGUUGUCGUCAAGCAAGAUGACCUCACGGAGGACCUGAUCAAGGAGACACACCGAAUUCUCACCAGAGGCAUCCCCAUCGUGGAGAAAGGAUUCCCAGACGUUCCCCCAGAGAAGUAUGGAGGCAUCUACCGCAAAGUCCCCGUCGGGGCCGGCUCGACCAUGUUCACUGUUCCGCAACACGUUCCCGGCAAGAUGAGAGAGAUGUGCGACAAGCUAAAGGCCGACAUCGAAAAGGCUGAGAAGCAGAACUCGAUCGACCCAUUCUCGAUGUCAUCAAAAUACUCCCUAGAGUUUGUGCAGAUCCACCCCUUCCAGGACGGCAAUGGUCGGAUGUGCAGGAUGAUUCUCAACGCGAUCUUGGCCAGAUAUGCUGGCAUCAUCGUUCCUAUCGGCGAAAAAGUAGACGAGAUAACCGAGUACAUCAGUAUCAAGAGACGGGCAAGCGAGAGCAUGGAAGGUCAUGGAGAAUACGCGAUGUUCAUUUUGAAGCGAGCAGUCCCUCGCCUGCGAGAACUCAAGAAGAAACUUACCGGCAAAGGGAAAUCUGCUUAG